Chrysoperla carnea is the source of this 1449-nucleotide messenger RNA. Its product is annotated as gastrula zinc finger protein XlCGF26.1-like. Lineage: Eukaryota; Metazoa; Arthropoda; Insecta; Neuroptera; Chrysopidae. The record is from RefSeq and is a predicted model, not a curated record. Gene Ontology annotation, biological process: regulation of transcription by RNA polymerase II. Gene Ontology annotation, molecular function: zinc ion binding; RNA polymerase II cis-regulatory region sequence-specific DNA binding; DNA-binding transcription factor activity. The transcript is spliced from 3 exons. The coding region runs from base 1 to 1443 and encodes 480 amino acids. Gene Ontology annotation, cellular component: nucleus.
AUGUACAAUUUUGAGAAAAUAUGUCGUACAUGUUCAUUUGAAGGUGAAUUACAAUCGUUAUUUAUUGAAGAUACUAUAUUAAUUGCAGAUAUGUUAACUGAAAUUAUUGAUUUAAAGGUAAUCCACGGAGAUAAAUACCCACAAAACAUUUGUAUGCAAUGCUUAAAUAAAUUAAAAUCCGCGUACUCAUUUAAAAAACAAUGCCAAGAAAUUCAGAUAAAAUUCGAACAAUAUUUACAAAAAAUGAUUGUUAAAGAAGAAACUCCGUUUACCGAUAACAAAAUGAUAAUAAAAGAUGAAAAUUAUGAAAAUAAUGAUGAAUGGAAUGAUGAUAUUUACGAUUCAUCCUCACCAGCACCAGAAUCUGCUGAAAUACUUGACGAAAAUGCUGAGAAAAAAGUUGAUACAGAUGAAACAAUAAAUCAAGAAGAAAAUGAAAAUCAACCACCAAUUAAGAAGAAAAAAUCGAAAGUUGUACGAAAACGUGAUCAUGUUUGUCCAAUUUGUAAUAAACAUUUUACAUCAACACAUUUAAAAUUUCACAUGCGAUCUCACACAAAAGAAAAACCUUACAAAUGCGAUCAAUGUGGACAACAAUUUUCAUUAAAAGGUAACUAUCAGCGACACAUGAAAAUUCAUACCGGAGAACGUCCUCAUGUGUGUUCGAUCUGUGGACGUGGUUUUAUACAGACUACCACAUUAUACGAACACAUACGUAUCCAUUCAAAUGAAACUCCCUUUACAUGUAACCAUUGUGGGCGUUCCUUUAAACAACAAUCCCAAUUACGCUGCCAUAUUAGUUUAAAACAUUUCGAUGGGACUCCAACAAAAGAAAAACAACAUUCAAGCACGCCAAUCAAACGAUACACAAAAAAACGUCUUCCACCAGCACCUGGUGAAUUUCAAUGUGAUAUAUGCCAGAAAAAAUUCACAUCAAAAGGUGUUUUAGCAACGCAUACGUUAAUCCACGGAGAAAAAUCAUAUUUAUGUAGCCAUUGCGGGAAGGGUUUUGUAUGUAAAUCCGGUUUAAAAUCACAUUUAAAAACUCAUACCGGAGAAAAACCUCAUGAAUGUAAGUUUUGUGGUAAAUCCUUUUCACAAAUUUCUUCGUUAGCUACACAUAAGUUAGUGCACACGGGCGAAAGACCGUAUACAUGUACAAUAUGUAAUCAAAGUUUUAAACAAAAGAAUCAUUUAAAAUAUCAUAGUCGAACUCAUAGUGGUGAAAAACCAUACGAAUGUUCUGUUUGUGGGAAAAGAUUUUCUUUAAAUGGUACAUUAACGGUACAUAUGCGAACGCACACGGGAGAAACACCGUACGUAUGUUCGGUGUGUAAUAAAGGAUUUUAUGAUUCGAGUAGUAUGAAAAAACAUAAGAAAAAACAUUUUAUUGAUCAGGAAAAUGUACAAGAAAAAUCUUUUGAUUUGUCACCAAUAACAUAAAAAUUU